Messenger RNA from Labrus mixtus (cuckoo wrasse), 3212 nucleotides. It is a transcript of the gene trhra, whose product is annotated as thyrotropin-releasing hormone receptor a. Gene Ontology annotation, molecular function: thyrotropin-releasing hormone receptor activity. NCBI's taxonomy places the organism in Eukaryota, Metazoa, Chordata, Actinopteri, Labriformes, Labridae. The transcript is spliced from 2 exons. Gene Ontology annotation, biological process: phospholipase C-activating G protein-coupled receptor signaling pathway. Gene Ontology annotation, cellular component: membrane. The record is from RefSeq and is a predicted model, not a curated record. The coding region runs from base 305 to 1552 and encodes 415 amino acids.
AGAGACAGGAGCAGGGCGCGGAGCUGCACACUCUACACUGUCUGACAACUUCCCACAGACAGGGCUCUAUGGACCUUUUAUCAUUUUUCGAGUUUCAUUUGAUGGAUUUGCAUAAUAAGAAAUUUGAUUUCGAACUGGAGAAAGGAGGUUCGGCUGGAUUUGUAUGUGCUUAAAAUGAAGUUUUUGGAUGAUUUGCGCUUUUGGGACUUGUGUGUCAGCGCCAUGCAGUUCAUUGAAAUGAUUUUCUUUGUGAAUGCCUGAUGUAAUUAUCUGCAAAGCGCACAGAAAUAGGCUAUAGCUUGUCAUGGAGAACCUCACAAUGGAUAAUAUGACUUUGGAGAAUGACACGUCGGCGCAGGACAAUCAGACCCUGGGUGUGUGGACUGACUACACAGUCGAGUACAAGGUGGUCAGCGUGUUCUUGGUGUCCCUAAUAUGCGGGGUGGGGAUUGUGGGGAACGUGAUGGUCAUACUGGUGGUCCUGACCACCAAACACAUGCGAACUCCCACAAACUGUUACCUGGUGAGUCUGGCCGCGGCUGACCUGAUGGUGCUGACGGCCGCAGGGCUGCCCAACAUCACGGACGCGCUGCACGGACAGUGGGUGUUCGGGUACGCAGGAUGCCUGGGGAUCACUUAUUUCCAGUACCUGGGUAUCAACGCGUCCUCAUGCUCCAUCACCGCCUUCACCGUGGAGCGCUACAUUGCCAUCUGCCACCCCAUCAAAGCGCAAUUCCUGUGCACUUUAACCAGGGCGAAGAGGAUCAUCAUGCUGGUGUGGACGCUCACCUCUGUCUACUGCGUCAUGUGGCUCUUUCUGUCCGACACUAAAAACUUGGUUUAUGACAACGUGGUUCUGCUCAGCUGCGCCUACAAAGUGUCCAGGAAUCAAUACCUGCCCAUCUACUUCACUGAUUUCGCGGUUUUUUACGUGCUGCCUCUCAUGCUGGCCACGGUUAUGUACGGACUGAUCGCUCGGAUCCUGAUCCUGAACCCGCUGCCCUCAGACCCCAGGGACAGCACCAAGAAGUGGAAGAAGGACACGAGUCAGGGGAGGAGGAUGCUGGGCUCCAGCUCCUCCAGCAGCACCACGGCUGCCUCCCGUAGACAGGUGACAAAGAUGCUAGCUGUGGUUGUGAUCCUCUUUGCCUUGCUUUGGAUGCCCUAUCGGACCUUGGUGGUGGUCAACUCCUUCUUGGACAAGGCCUACCUGGACAUAUGGUUUCUGCUCUUCUGUCGACUCUGCAUCUACUUAAACAGCGCCAUCAACCCAGUCAUCUACAACGCCAUGUCCCAGAAGUUCCGCGCAGCUUUUAAGAAGUUGUAUCACUGCGGCCCACAGCGGAUGGAGAGACCAGCUUCUUACAGUGUGGCACUAACCUACAGUGUCAUCAAGGAGACAUUCAAUGGGGAAAGUCCAGACCACUUCACUACAGAGAUGGAUGAGCUUAACACACCAACAGAUCAGUACUUACCCACCAGAAUCCUACCAAGUGCCAAGAAGAUGCCGUUGAAGGAGCCUUCUUUACCUGGAAGUGAUGUCAAAGCCUGAUUAAAAACAAGCAUUUCCAGCAAAGAGGAUUGCAGAGAUUCUGACAGCGGCUGUAUGGAUUCAGUCACCUAUGAGACACAUUAGAGAUGUUUUAAUUAAAAGUGCCCAGACACUUCUUAUUUAAUUUAUGUAAAGUGUUGUCUCUUUGAAAUGGUUCUUUUAUUUGACAAGAACAUUUGCCAAGAGCCAAACAAGAUGCUGUGAAAUGAGCUGACAUGGGCCUUUAUUGCAUUUUUUAAAUAAAACAACUCAAGCCUUCAUAAAUCUACAGGUUAGAUUACACAAGUUAUUAAUGCAGCUACAGAGCAGGAAUUCAAAUUCUGCAGAGAAUGUCUGUGCUUUUUGUCUAAAGAAGAAAAGCAUCAGUUAUCACUGCAGGGUUUGAUGAGAUAAUGCAGACUAAUUUAUGUGUACAUUAACUUAAAAUGUUAACAGAGGAAGAAGAAUGAGAUCAGUUCUUGUCAAAUCAUUUAGUUUGAUUAUUACUUUGGUUGAAAUAUUCCCAUUCAAUUGAAAUCCUCUUCCCUCUCUGAUCUAAACAGAAACAGACCAUGUUGAACCAAAGAUGACCACCUGUCACACUAAAAAGCAUGAAAUAAAGAAGUGUAUAUCAUACAUCUUAGUCAUAUGGCAAUGGAUAUAUUUGUUUUUCAUUCAUAAAUGUUCUGAUCUAUAUCAUGAAGUACAUUUUUGGUAAGUAAAUCAUUCCCCUGUAUUUACCAGAACCAGACAUUUACCAGGUUUUAUGCAGGUGCAGACAGAGUACCCUUUUCCAAUUAGUAUAUUUUUCUUAAUUAACCCAAGCAUUGUGUCAGUCUACCAUGACUUAUCCCACAGUGUGCAAUGUUUACAGCCAUGGAGUGUAUCUCUGUGAGGGUCAGUUUUUCCUCCUGCAGGUUGGUUUUGUUUUUGGAGAAGAGCUAGCAUAAGGUGGUGCAGUAUCAGAUACUGAUGUUUCAGGCUUAACUUGGUUCUUGGCGUUUUCAGUCUUCUUGCUCCCCGUAUCCACAGUAUUUGCUUGUGAUUGACUUUAGGUUUAAUUAACCCUGCUUGUUGUUGUGUCUUCUUAGCUCACACUCAACACCUAAAUGUCUUCUUAAAGGAUGUCCUUGCACCUUCCAAAACCUGAUCACAAAAAUGAUAGCAUGUCAUAUGUGAAGUUACUUCAACUGACCUCUUCAUGGUACAGUCAAACACCUCUAUGUGAACAGAGCUUUCUCUAUAAAAGUGAUUAAUUUGAAAGUCCAUUAUAAUUUAUCACAAUAUUCAAUCUCUGUAAAACUCUUGUUCUUUGAUAGUUGGGGGUUGAUCCAUUUAUUUCGGUGUGUGUUCGGUGUACUGGUCUGGCGAGCUUGGUAUGUGGAAUGAAGGUGAAGGAAGGUGGCUAGCCACCAAAAAUAACCUAACUAAUAACUCUGUAAAUUUCUUAUAGCCUACAUGAUUUCAAAUUUGCUCUGUUGCAAGCAGGACUUAAUGCAGUCAAUAUGGAUGAUUUCAAGCAGCUGAUGAUAGAUAGUAAAGGACUCAAUGUCCUGUUUUCUUACUUUUCACAUUUUAAGUACAUCAAAUGUGGCUGUUGGGGCAUUGAAGAUGUACCAGACUCCACAUUUUGUCAGUCCAAUCAUAUUUUGCUUUUCAGUAUGAAAUUUGAACUAUUAGU